Messenger RNA from Balaenoptera acutorostrata (minke whale), 3599 nucleotides. Its product is annotated as zinc finger protein 33B-like. Bases 342 to 2060 code for a protein of 572 amino acids. The transcript is spliced from 7 exons. Lineage: Eukaryota; Metazoa; Chordata; Mammalia; Artiodactyla; Balaenopteridae. The record is from RefSeq and is a predicted model, not a curated record. Gene Ontology annotation, biological process: regulation of immune system process; negative regulation of transcription by RNA polymerase II; regulation of cytokine production.
CCAUUUUGUUGGUCACCCUCCUGGGCCUGGAAAUUUCGUGAAGUCCGAAAUCCCGAAGUUUCCAGAUUUCUCAACAACUCUUAAGAUCCCGGUUUCCCACCUUCCAGGAAGCAGAGGGAAAGGAUAUAGAUUAAGAUCAGCCAAAGAGACACAUAGGGCACAGUCCAGGAGGAUUCCAACUGUGAAGCUUCCUUUUCUUCUUCAUGUGUAAGCAGGACACAUUAUUCUCCAGGUUUAAGAACAAGCCGAAUUGGGCUGGUAGAUGGAGAAGCAGUGGGGGUGAUCACUCCUCUUUUAGUUAUAUCUUCACAGGUCUCUAUAUUUUUUAAAGAAAGCAGAAAAUGAACAAAUCCCAGGGGUCAAUGUCAUUCAGGGAUGUGACUGUGGGCUUCACCCAGGAGGAGUGGCAGCACCUGGACCCUGCUCAGAGGAUGCUGUACAGGGACGUGAUGCUGGAGAACUAUCACAACCUUGUCUCAGUGGGGUAUUUCAUUACCAAGCCAAAGGUGAUUUUCAAAUUGGAGCAAGGAGAGGAGCCAUGGAUAUUAGAGGAAGAAUUUCUAUACCGGAGCUUCCCAGAAGACUGCAAAACUCAUGACCUAACAGAGAGAAUCCAGGACAACCAAGACAAAUAUUUGCCACAAGUUGCAUUCAACAACAAAACAUUGACUUCAGAGAAAAUUAAUGCUUUAGGAAAAUCAUCUAAAAUGAGCACAAACUUUGUUUCUUCAAGAAUAAUGCCUUAUAAAUAUGACUUAUAUGGAACGAGUUUGAAAAAUACUUCAAUAUCAAUUAGUAGUAAUAGAAACUUUUCAAGAAAGAAGCCUGAUGUGUUAAAUAUACAUGAGAAAUUACUUGUUAUUAAGGAGGAAAAAUCUCAUACUCAAGGGGAUUCUUAUGAAAAUGAGAAAGCCCUUGAUCGUAAUAAUGGUAUUAUUCAGUACCUAAAUAUCCAAACUUCAGAGAAAACGUUUAAAUAUAAUAAUGGUGGGAAAGCCUUAGAGAAAAAGACCGUGAUAAUCCCACAUAGGCAAAUUCAUACAGGAGAGAAACUCUGUGAAUAUAACGGGCAUGAGGAAACUUUCUGUGAGAAGUCCUCUCUCUUGAAAUGUCAUGGAAUCUACGUGGAAAUGAAACAACGUGAAAGCAGUCAAAUUGAAAAUAAUUGCAGCAGAAUGUCACACUUCACUCAACUUCAGAAAAAUCAGAGAGGAGAGAGGCUAUUCAAAUGUAAUGAAUGUGGGAAAACAUUCAAUCACAAGUCAAACCUCACAGUGCAUCAGAGAACACAUACAGGGGAGAAACCCUAUGAAUGUUCUAAAUGUGGGAAGUCCUUCCAACAGAAGUCAACGCACAUGGUCCAUCAGAGAGUUCACACAGGAGAGAAACCCUAUGAAUGUAAUUUAUGUGGGAAGACCUUCAGUCACAAAUCAGCCCUCACAGACCAUCAGAGAACACACACUGGAGAGAAACCCUACAAAUGCAGUGAAUGUGGGAAGUCCUUUUACCGAAAGUCAUCCCUCACUCAACAUGGGAGGACUCACACAGGGGAAAAACCCUAUAAAUGUAAUGAAUGUGGGAAAACUUUCUGCCAGAAGUCAGCUCUCAUUCAACAUCAGAGAACUCACACAGGAGAGAAACCCUUUCAGUGUAAUGAAUGUGGUAAAACUUUCCGUCAGAAGUCAGCCAUUGAUAUACAUCAGAGAACUCACUCAGGAGAGAAACCCUUCCAGUGCAAUGAAUGUGGGAAAUCUUUUCAUAUGAAGUCAACUCUUACUAAACAUCAGAGAACUCACACAGGGGAAAAACCCUAUGAAUGUAAUGCCUGUGGGAAGAAUUUCCGUCAGAAAUCUACCCUCACUAAUCAUUUGAGAACUCACUCGGGGGAGAAACCUUAUAAAUGUGGAGAAUGUGGAAAAACUUUCUGCCAGAAAUCAACCCUUACUAAUCAUCAGGGAAUUCACAUAGGACAGAAGCCCCAUGUGGCACAAACUGGCUGUGUUUUUCCCAAUACUCAUUUCCUUUUUUGUGUGGGUACACAACUAGUUAAGAUUUUCUAGCUUUCCCUUGAUACACAUGAGGUUAUGCGAUCAAGCUCUGGAUCAGAAUGUGGGCAUAAGUGAUGUACAUUAUUUCCAAGCCCAUGAAAGACCUCAUUUGGAAUCCUUUCUACUUCCCACUCUUUCCCUGUCAAAGAUCAUCCACAGGACAGCUUGGGAGCGAGGCAUUAGAGAUUACAGAUUCACAAGUUGGAAGAAACCAGGGUCUCUGAAUGACUCCCUGAGCAGAGCCCUCCCUUCUCUACCAUGACUCUUAAGUCUUUUCAGAACAAGAAAUAAACUUGCAUUGUGUUGAGCCAUCACAUGUUCAGGUCUGUCUGUUGUCAUAGCUUAUCUUAGCCAUCCUGUAUUUCAUAUACCCUGUGGAUCUAAUGAUGGAGUGAGAAACACUGUAUGUCAGAGAAUUCAGUAAGAGAGAAACCCCUGUCAGUAUCCUGCAUUUUAAUAACCCUUUAUCAGCAAGUCAAACAUUUUGUAAAUCAGAUAUUUACCAUGGAAGAACCCCAAGAUGAAAUGGCUGUAGGAAGAUUUUCACAAAGACACAGAUUUUACUGAACAUCAGAUAAUUGAGAGUAGAAUAAAACCUUAUAAUCUCAAAACAUUUCAAAUUUUGUAUAUCAGAGAAUAUGUGACAGAAGAAAAUUGUCAGUUUUAGAAAUGUUGGGGGUGGCUUCCCUGGUGGCGCAGUGGUUAAGAAUCCGCCUGCCAAUGCAGGGGACACGGGUUCAAGCCCUGGCCCGGGAAGAUGCCACAUGCUGCGGAGCAACUAAGCCCGUGUGCCACAACUACUGAGCCUGAGCUGUAGAGCCCGCAAGCCACAACUACUGAGCCCACGUGCCACAACUACUGAAGCCUACGCGCCUAGAGCCUGUGCUCUGCAACAAGAGAAACCAAGACAAUGAGAAGCCUGCGCACCACAACGAAGAGUAGCCCCCACUCACUGCAACUAGAGAAAGCCCGCGCACAGCAAUGAAGACCCAACAUAGCCAAAAAUAAAUAAAUUCAUAAAAAAAAUGUUGGGGGAAUCUUCAUCUGGAAAUAAUCUAAUUCUAGAAGCAAGGUUUUGGAUGCAGUACCAAAUAUCUUAUUAGAAAUAUAACACAGUAUGUUUACUUAGUCAUGCUCACCAUGGAAUAUGUAGCUUUAAAAAAGGCACAAAUGAGUUGAAGCAUCAGAGUAGCAGCUUUCAAUGUGUAUGUGAAUAGCCUCUGAGCUAUGUCAGGCUGAUACGCAUGAGUAUGCUCUUUAACACCUAUUUCAUGUAUGUUUGAUUUUUGUUUUAGACCCCAAAAUAAUCAUAGUGGAAUGGUGACACUUACCUAAAUAACUUUAUUUAUAUCAGGGUUUCCUAUACAAAAUACUAUUGUUGUUUCAUCAUAUAUUUACACCACAACAUAUAUUUUAAAAGACACAUUGAAUGCAUAAAAUGCCACAUGUCCUGUGUUCUCUUUGGUGACAUAUAUAAAUGGGUAUAAACAUUGUUACCAAACUGUCCUUUCAGUAAAUGACCCAAACAGUGUUUAAUAGAAUCAAGGUUUA